Molecule: messenger RNA, 225 nt
Organism: Acaulospora morrowiae
Lineage: Eukaryota; Fungi; Glomeromycota; Glomeromycetes; Diversisporales; Acaulosporaceae
Source: the annotation of a GenBank genome assembly
AUGAUUAAUGAUUUUUUAAAUCCUAUUAAAGAAAAAGAAAUUGAAGAACCUGUAGAUGAAGAAAUGAUUAUUAAAUUAGUUCAAGAAGAAGAUGACACAAAUCAAAGUGAAGAAGAAGAAGAUAUAAACGAAUCAUCUGUUAUUUCUAUUACGGAAGGAUUAGAGGCUUUAGAAAAAUCUCCAUCAGAAGGCGAAGAGAGAAUGAUCAAUACGAGACCUGAGUGA